Serpula lacrymans var. lacrymans S7.9 is the source of this 2136-nucleotide messenger RNA. RefSeq lists its product as uncharacterized. The coding region runs from base 1 to 2136 and encodes 711 amino acids. The transcript is spliced from 4 exons. The record is from RefSeq and is a predicted model, not a curated record. NCBI's taxonomy places the organism in Eukaryota, Fungi, Basidiomycota, Agaricomycetes, Boletales, Serpulaceae.
AUGUCUCGCUCUACUCAACCUGCCGACGACUACAACGAUGAUCUUGAUGAUAUUGAUGAAUUUGACGAGAAUGGGAUGCCUGGAGGCCCCCUGACCAUUAAGUGGACGUCGGAACGUACAGAUCGUCUCCUGGAUUGGUUGGAACAAAAUGAAGAUGCCAACAAAGAGAGUAGGAAGAAGGGUCAGGCAAAGUCGAGCAAGGUUACGAUACAUGGGGAGAUAGCUCAGUUUGUAUUCAGUGGAGAUAGGGAUCCAGUCAUACGCAGCACUCUCAAAGCCAAUCCAGGAAGGUUUGCAAAAGCUGUCGAUAACCACAUUGCCUCACUCAAGAAAAAAUACCGUCAAUCUUGUACAACGCUGGGUCAUACUGGAGCUGGUCUCACUUUUGACCAACUAGAAGGGAACCCCGACUACAAAGGACCAAUUGGUGCGUUCCUACGCGUGAUCACUACAAAAUUCAAGAUCUUCAACCGUCUGCAUGGCUUUUGGCGGAAAAUCCCCAACUAUAAUCCGUUCACAACAUCGUCAGAUCCAGACCAGGAUCACGAGGCGCAGGCAUUCGAUAUGUUGUUCCCAAACAAGCGUAGCCGGAGUCGAGCUGACCAUCAUGCAGCAAGUGAACCCGCAAUGCAGGUCCACAAUCAGCUACCUCAACAACCUCUCCCCCAGAGCCAUGGGUAUGAGGAUUAUCAGCAUUUCCAGAAUGACAACUUUGUCCACCAACCGUUCAAUCAAUUCGCUCAGUUCAGUCAAAUCCCUCCACAUAUCAACCAUCACAGUAGUUCUCUCGCCAAUUCUGGCAUGGUAUCUUCAGCUUCUUCCUUGCCAAACAAUUCAUCACUACCUUCGCUACCGUCUAUCGCAACUGAUCCUAGUUUUUUUGACUCAAACGCCGCCAGCCUUUUCCCAGGAGCAUACCAUCAAUCCCUUUCUUCACUUUUCCAGACAAACCAUUCCUCCCACUCUUUCGGUUCUUCAUUUGACGAUAUGCAGCCUCGAGGUCUCCAAGGUUUAGAAGUCGGACAUCUACAAGUGCGUGAUGUACCAUUUCAAGAUAUACCCUUCCAGCUUCCAAGUUCUCCUGUCUCUGGAUCCGUGUCUGGACACUCUGGUUUCUUUAUGAACCAGGCUCCCGCUUCUCCCGCCUCGGGCCACUCCAGCUUCUACGCAAGCGUACCUCCAGGCUCUCCGUCCUCUGGCCAGUCUGGCUUCAGUGCAAAUCCCAGCGCGAACCUCAUUCCUCUCUCACCUAACCCUGGCUUCUUUGCGAACCUUCCCCCGUCUUCUCCCGUUUCUCGCUUGGCCUCACCUCCUCCCCCUGUCCCAUCUAAGCUUACUGCAACUGCGCCCGCAAAGAUUGUCAAAUCGGGAAAACGGUCAUCUGCUGUGACCGUCAGAGAGACACUCCGGGCCCAGUUAGCAACAUCGUCAGGCAACGAAGUGAGCACAGAGCGUCUUAUCACCACAGACAGAAGGGUCAGUACAAAGGACGCUGGGACCCCACAGUCUGCAAAGGUGGACGACAGGCCACGUAAGCAACCACGAUCUCAUAUUGAGGACAAUGUGUCCUUGAUGCAGAAGGUGAUGGAGCCUGUUGCGCAGGCUAUGCAAGGACAGCAAAGCCUUGCACAGGAGGCACUCCAAGUUAAGGGAGGUAAGGUAGCCGCGAGGCAUGCGAAGUACACGGCCAUAGCAGAACGUGCACGCAGUGACAGGCGGUCGAAAGAUAAGGAAGCCACUGUGUUGGAACACGAACAGUUCAAGGAGAAGCUGCAGUUAGUUAACAGAAGUCAGGUACAAAGGGAACGAGAACAGCGACAACACGAGAAGGACAUGUUUGAAAUGAAAUUCAAACUCAUCCAAGCCGUCAAGGAUAUCCCUGGUGUGGAUAGUAGCAUCAUCUCUUCCCUUCUCGCCAACAACUCUACCUCGCCUGCUCCCUCUUCACUGGUGUCCAAUUUCUUUGAGCAGUCGAUUUCUGGCCCUGUUGCUUCCUCUUCCACUUCCGUAUCCACCUCUGCUUUCAAUUCUCGUGCAUUGGACAAUUAUAAAGAUUACAGCGGUGAUGAUGACGCUGAUGAUGACGCUGAUGACAAUGAAGACUCAAUGGCAGUUGAUGGGGGGUUGUACGAGUGA